GAGCUAGGCAGUAUAUUUCAACAAUCAGCACAUAUGGUUAAGGAGCAAGAGGAGACUGUGGAGCGUAUCGAUACAAACAUACAAGAUGCCGAAUUGAACAUAGAAGCGGCGCAUGGUGAAAUAUUGAAGUACUUCCAAACUGAUGAUAAAAAUCUUCGCAGUACUGAUAUUCUUUUUCAUAUUCUUCGUAGUUUUCCUUAUAUAAUAACGAAUAUGUUUGUGACACGCCAAGAUUUUAACAAGUUCAGAUGCGCGGUCUAAAGUUGU
Rhagoletis zephyria (snowberry fruit fly) is the source of this 267-nucleotide messenger RNA. RefSeq names its product syntaxin-5-like. NCBI's taxonomy places the organism in Eukaryota, Metazoa, Arthropoda, Insecta, Diptera, Tephritidae. The record is from RefSeq and is a predicted model, not a curated record.